Molecule: messenger RNA, 3869 nt
Organism: Spodoptera frugiperda (fall armyworm)
Lineage: Eukaryota; Metazoa; Arthropoda; Insecta; Lepidoptera; Noctuidae
Gene: SCRB4
Product: protein peste-like
Exons: 10
Coding region: 230-1711 (493 amino acids)
Cellular component (GO): cytoplasm; membrane
Molecular function (GO): scavenger receptor activity
Source: RefSeq, a predicted model, not a curated record
UUCGAAGAGGGCGCACGCUCGUUUACUGCGCAUAAAAAACAUCGGAACUACUUCGCGUGCUUUGUGCGUGUUAAAAAAUAGGUAGUCUAGUGUUUAUUUCUGACAAAAUAGUGCUUUAAAUAAAACUGUGAAUAUAAAGAAAGUAUUUAUUAAGACAUAGGUUGAAGUCCUGUUGGCUUUUAUUUAACUUUGAAUUUUCUUCGGGAUUUCUAAAAGCGUGCCAGGAAAGAUGCGCGGACGCACGCCGCGCUGGCUGUGGGUGGGAGCAGGCAGCGGUGCGUUGCUUGCGCUUGCGGCGCUCUCUGCAGCACUUGCCUGGACCAGUAUAUUCGAUUCGGCGCUUGCUAAUCAACUGAUGCUGACUCCAAACUCCAGGUCGUUCCGCACGUGGUUGGAGCCGUCAGUGCCGCUGUACUUCGAUAUCUACUUCUUCAACUGGACCAACUCUGAGAACUUUCCUGAGGAGAAACCGAAUCUGGUGCAAUUAGGUCCCUACCGGUUUCUGGAGAAAAGAAAACACGUGAACGUGACGUGGCAUGACAACAACGACACGUUGGCGUACCGCACACAGAGGAGCUGGUUCUUCGACGAGGCCUCCUCCAAUGGAACUCUUCAGGACAACAUCACCACACUCAAUGGCAUCGCUGCUUCAGCAGUGUACCGGUCCAGAUUCUGGGGCUUCCUUCAACAGAAGGGUCUGGCAAUGGGUCUGGCGAUGUUCAACCAGAAGAUAGCAGUCUCCAAGCUGGCUAGAGAGCUGCUGUUCGAAGGUUAUGAUGAUCAGCUUCUGAACCUGGCCAAGAGUCUGCCUUCGAGUACUACUGGAGGAGCCCCACCGGUUGACAAGUUUGGAUGGUUCUAUGAGAGGAACAACUCCUUAGACACCGACGGCUACAUGGAGGUGACGACAGGGAGGACAGCGGGCACCCUGCCCGGCCAGAUCAUGAGGUGGAACUAUGAAGACCACAUCCCGUAUUACGAAGGGGAGUGUGCUCAACUGGCUGGUAGUGCGGGCGAGUUCAUGCCUCGCAACCUGACGGAGGACUCCGUGCUGCCGAUGUUCGUGCCGGACCUCUGCCGGACGGUGUACAUGGAGUACGUGGACACCGGCGAGCUGGACGGCCUGAACUACAACAAGUACGCGCUCACGCAGAGGAGUUUUGAUAACUCAUCAGUUUCUCCAUCCAACACGUGUUUCUGCAACGGAGAGUGUGCGUGGAGUGGAGUGAUGAACGUGUCAGCCUGCAGGUUUGGAUCCCCUGCCUUCAUGACGCUCCCUCACUUCUUACACGGGGAUCCACAGCUGGGGGAGAUGGUGACAGGCUUGCAGCCAGAUCCUGAUGCCCAUUCCUUUUACUUUGCUGUUGAGCCUAAACUGGGAGUCCCGUUGGAUGUAGCUGCGAGAUUCCAGCUCAACUUAUAUUUAGAACCGAGUGAGAAUAUCGGUCUCUAUGAAGAUGUACCCAGGAUGCUGUUUCCAAUAUUCUGGGUAGAACAGCGAGUGCAGGUGCAAGACGACGUGCUAGCCGAGCUGCGGCUAGUGCGCGCCAUCUUUGAUUGGGGCGGCACCGUCUGCGCCUGCGCAGCGCUCGUCUUCGCAAUCCUCGUUACCAUGGCAACGUGUUGGGCGAGAAAACCACACCAGAUAAAAAAGGAAUCUAUGUUCGAAAAGCCGAAAGAUGAGGCCGAAUUGAAGCUCAACCCUAUAUGAAAUACUUUAGUAGCUUAAACUCAAAUAUGGAAUGUAGAUCUUCUAAAGGUCGAGAGAUCCAACGUAUCGUUGGAAAAGUGCUGUGACGUCAUCCGACACGUACCAUGACGUCACAGUUUAGUGAAAUGAUAUUUUUUUAAUGACAAUGUGUAUGGACUCGUAUUAUGUACAUAGAAUAUUAUUUAAGAGCAAUUGAAAGAGCAUUUAUGGUUGGAUGUAAACGAAUUGAGUUUUAAGUAUAUUUAAGGAUAUUUUUUGUAAAGUAAAUUGGUAUGAUUGAGUUCUAACCAAUUUAAUAUCAUCACAAGUAGGUUACAAUAAAAAAAAACAUAUUAUUAACAUUAUUUUUUACUAUUCCGUGACAUAUUAUAUAACUAUUAAAAUUCCGUCCAUGCCUAAAAAUAUGUUUGGUAUUUCGAAUUUCAAAUUUUAAUUUAAUUUCAUUGACAUCACAUUACGAUAAGAAUGAUUGGACAGGAGAUUAAACGAUUAUUUAUUUAUAAUAUCAAAUUAAAAACCAUAGCAUUUCAAUUAUUUUCUGGUGCAAUAUAAAAGUAAGCGUACAUAAGCCCACAUCGUACGCAAUGUACGCAUUCGUAUGGCUUCAUCAGUACGUAUCGCAUGUAGGCGUUGUCGAUAUUGCUUUCCGUACGAUGCGGAUCAGUGGACGCAGUUGUAUGAGUGUCUAUACAAGACAAUCUAAAAUCCGUUGCGUGCGAUGCGUACGAUGCGGGCCUGUGGACGCUUACCAUAAACGAUUAUUUAUUUAUAUCAAAGUAAAAAUCAUAAUUUUGUUAAUUAUUUUCUGGUGCAGUAUAAAUGAAAAAGGUAUUAGUUUUACUCAUUUAAGAAAAUAGAAACAUUAAAACAUAUUUCUUGAAAGAAUGACAGACAAAAUAAAACAAUCGAAAUGUUAGCUUAUAUAUGCGUAUCAGAAUGUACUGUGAUAUUGUGAAAAGGAGAGUUUGAUAGAAUGUGUAGAUAAUUCUAAACGUUGCCAUUUUAGAUUUAAUGUUUAGAAAAUAUAAUUAUUAUCACAGAUUAUAUUGCUGUGUUUGCACUAAAAUUGAUUUAUGUUAGUUUUGGUCAUUUCUUGGAUCAUGGUAUAAGUCACAACUCAAUCUUCAAAAAUUAUAAAAAAGUACUGUAAAAUACGGAUUUUUAAAGAGCGAUGUGAGGUUAAUUACCCCAUUAGUCCCCAGUCUUCCAGUCCCCGAUUCACCAACAGCCCGUAAAUUCUUAACCUCCAAAAGGCCGGCAACGCACUUGUAACACCUCUGAGGUUUCAGGCGUCCAUCAGUUGAUACGUCUGCUCGUUUACCGACUUAUACCAUAAAAAAACACCAUUCAAAUGUUGCUCUGUGUGCCGGUGCCAAAUGCGAUGACAGCGCCACUCUUGUAUAGCGAUUUUGUGUUCUGAAUUUAUGUUUUUAAGUAUGACGACAUAAUUUGUGAUAAUAAUUGUAUUUGUUUAAGUUUUAAUAAAUAAAUAAUAUUUGUAUGUAUUAAAAGAUACAGACCAAAGAAAUUUUGUUUGUUUUUUUCUUUAGUUUGUAGAAAAUAUUCGAUAAUUAUAAUUAUUUCUCCAUAUAUCAUUCCAAUAAUAAUAUAAUUUAAAAAGUAAAGCUCAUCAAUUUUGUGAUACAUAAAGAUAUUAUUACUUAUAUGACAAUAUAUGAACAGAAACGUUAAUAGUUUUAUUCUUAUUUCAAUUAUUUUAACUUCUAACGAGUAAUAUAUAAGUAAUUACAGAGAAUAAAUAAUUAUUUUUUAUACAAAAUGUUCUUAAAUAAGUUUUUGGUACAAUAAAAUAAAAUGAUGUUUGUUGUAAACAAAAUCAGUAAAUAUAAGAAUAAGUGUGGGAGAGCCAUGCUUCGGCACGAAUCUGCCUCACAGAGAAUCGACGUGAAACAACGCUUGCGUUGUGUUUCGUUGUGUGAGUGAGGUUACUGUAGGUCUAAUUGCCCUCCUUCCCAAUCCCCGAUUCCUCAACAACCCUUAAAUUCCUAACCCACAAAAGGCCGGCAACGCACUUUUAAAUAAGUAAUUUUUAAAAUAAAUCUGGAUGAUACCACAAUCCCUUCUGUUCCAUAUAAUAUACAGGUACAUAAUUAUUUUCAAUCUGCCGUGUUUUUUACUAGAAAGACUUUUUUUAUUA